AUGACUCCAUACAGGAGUACAGGAGUAGCUCCAUCUACACCUCCAUACAGGUGCGAUGGUUGCCUACAAAAAUCCCAAUCAAUUGUUGAACUGGAGCGCCGUAUUUCCAACCUCUAUUGGAUCCGGGAUGAGGAAAAACUGCUAGACUCUGUGACCACACUGGGCGCAGGUCCCCCUGUCAACGCGUCUGAGUUGGACUCCACCAUCCCGCUGACACACGCUGCUCCGCCGGCUACGGUGAGACCCGCGGAUGCCUCUGUUUUCCAACCGGCUCCCGGCCCCGGAGGUGCCUCUGCCGCAGCCGGGCUGGCUGUCGCGGUUCCGCCGUCGCUUCCCCAGCCCAUCGACCACUGGCACUCGCUGGGUGCUAAGCCCAAGCUCUUGCCUGCUACAGCACUGGAUUUUACACCAAACCCGAGGCACAGAGCACUCAGCUCUACUCCGCGGCAUCAGCCCUGGCAGUCUGUGGCAGGUAGCAGGAGGGCACACAGAACCAGCCCACAGCCCACCUGUGAACUCCACCUGUCCAACAGGUACGAAGCCCUCAGCCUGCAGGAUUUCCCUCCCCUGGGAGCGCGGUCCAGCUCGCCGCCGGGUCCUGUCCACCCAGCUGGCCGUGGCUCUGGUCAGCCUAGGAGCCAGGGGCUGUGUGUUCAGUCCGGUCCCUCCUCUCCAUCUGGGCCGGGAACAACCGCGGCCCGAUGCCGCCAACCCCGGGUACCAUCCCGCCAGCGGCGCAACUCCCAGCGACGCAACUCCCGGCAGCCGGCGGAGCAGCGCACCCCCUCCGUGCUGGUCGUCGGGACCUCGAUGGUCAGGCACGUGAGGGUACACGGUGGCCGGACCUUCUGCCGCCUUGGAGCCCGCAUCAAGGAGGUUGAGUCUUCUGCCCUUCAGAUGUGUGCUCAGCACAGCUCAGCCUCUACACUGGUUCUGGAUGCCGGGAUCGGCGACAUCAAAGACCAACAGUCUGAGACCCUCAAGCGCGACUUCAUAUCCAUGGUGGACCACAUGCUGGAUACAGGGAAGCGACUUAUAAUAUCCGGCCCACUUCCCCCGCCGCGUUAUGGCGAUGUCACCACCAGUCGCCUCCGCCAGCUGCACCUGUGGCUCAAGGGCUUCUGUCUGGGGAGAAGUAUCCCAUAUGUGGACAAUUUUAUUGCUUUUUUAAACAGACCCCACCUUUUUAAAUCUGACGGCCUUCACCCGAACCAGGAGGGGUCAAGGCUUUUAUCAGUAAAUAUUGACCUGACGCUCCGGUCCUGCACAACCACCUCCUGA
Xyrichtys novacula (pearly razorfish) is the source of this 1281-nucleotide messenger RNA. Lineage: Eukaryota; Metazoa; Chordata; Actinopteri; Labriformes; Labridae. The record is from the annotation of a GenBank genome assembly.